Molecule: messenger RNA, 1872 nt
Organism: Ramularia collo-cygni
Lineage: Eukaryota; Fungi; Ascomycota; Dothideomycetes; Mycosphaerellales; Mycosphaerellaceae
Product: related to tripeptidyl-peptidase I
Exons: 3
Coding region: 1-1872 (623 amino acids)
Biological process (GO): proteolysis
Molecular function (GO): serine-type endopeptidase activity; tripeptidyl-peptidase activity
Source: RefSeq, a predicted model, not a curated record
AUGUACAUCUCUACAGCCAAACUCACUCUCCUUGUAGGCUCCUUUUCGGGCGCCUACGCGUUGCCUUCGCUUUCACGCUCCAACUACGCCGUCAAGGAACGUCAUGCUGCUCCCCGCGACUGGACCAUCGUCGGACCUUCGUCCAAGUCGGAUACCAUCCACAUGCAAAUUGGUCUGAAGCAGCAGAAUGAGGGUGUCAUUGAGAAACACCUCAUGGAGAUCUCAGAUCCCAGCCACUCCCGUUAUGGCCAACACAUGACGGCAGAGGAAAUCUCCAGCAUUGUCACCCCUUCAGACGAGUCGCGCGACCUCAUCACCGCCUGGCUGGCUGAGAAUGGCAUCGAUGAUGCUGUACACUCACCCUCCAAAGAUUGGAUCCMUGUUGUCAUUCCCAUUGAAAAGGCCGAGAAGCUCCUAGACACUUCCUACUCCACCUACAGACACGCAGAUGGCUCUGUGCUCGACCGCACGCCUGAGUGGUCUCUCCCAAUCCAUCUGCAUGACCAUAUCGAUGUCAUUCAGCCCACAAACUCAUUCUUCCGUCCAAUCCCCAAAGAUCUCACCAGCAGCGUCACUACUACUGGUUCCGAUGCACUAACAGGUGAAGCGCACUCUUUGGAGUGGUGGGACAAAGUCGGAAAGGGCCUCUAUACUGGCAAGGGCUCGUCAAAGCUGUCUGAAAUCUGUAACAUCAGUUUCACCACUCCAGAGUGCAUUCGCACCCUAUACGGAACCAUCAACUACAAGGCACAGGCUCCAGAGAAGAACAGCGUCGCCGUGACCAACUACCUCAACCAAACGUCAUACCGAGCGGACAUUUACAAGUUCCUUCAGAUGUUCCGUCCAGAGGCUGCUGAAGCCGCCAAGACUUUCCCUGUUGUCAUCAUCGCGAAUGCCACCAACAAUCAAGGUGCCCAGACAYCAGAGGAGAUCGCCAAUGGAGUCAACGUUGAAGCCAACCUCGAUGCUGAGCAAGUCCUUUCCGUCUCAUGGCCUACCCCAUUCACUGCCUACUCGACUGGCGGAUCUCCUCCUUUCAUGCCUGACCUUGCUACCCCAACCAACACCAACGAACCAUACCUGGUCUUCCUGCAAUACCUCCUAGCUCAGAAGAAGGUUCCAAACGUCCUCUCCACCAGCUACGGUGACGAUGAGCAGACCAUCCCACGUUCUUACGCCAACAAGGUCUGCGCUGGGUUUGCUCAGCUUGGUGCUCGUGGAGUGUCGGUGCUUUUCUCGUCUGGUGACAACGGUGUUGGUUCUAGCGGCAAGUGCUACUCCAACACAGAGCCCAAGCAGUACAAGUUCCUUCCUGCCUUCCCGGCUGGCUGUCCCUGGGUGACGGCUGUUGGUGGAACUGAGGCUUUCGAGCCUGAAGUCGCUGUUAAGCGUUUCGGCUCCGGUGCUGGUUUCAGCGAGUAUUUCCCUGCUCCUGACUACCAAGCGAAGACGGUCGCCCAGUACGUCAAGAGCUUGAACGGGCUCUACAAUGGUUUCUACAACAAGAAGGGUCGUGGCUACCCAGAUGUUGCUGCGCAAGGUAACCGCGACGCUCUUGUCUCUGAGGGCUCAGUGCGUACCGUUGGUGGCACCUCUGCAUCCUCGCCUACAUUCGCUGGUGUCAUUGCUCUGGUCAAUGAUGCUCUUCUCGCCAAGGGCAAGCCUGUGCUCGGAUUCCUCAACCCAUGGAUCUACAGCGGUGCCUACAAGGCUCUCAACGAUGUCACCAGCGGCUCCAGCUUUGGCUGUAACACCACCGGUUUCCCCGCUCAGAAGGGAUGGGAUGCCGUUACUGGCUUCGGCACGCCCAACUUCCCGAAGUUGGUCGAUGCUGCGUUUGCAAAGUACAAUGCUAAGCCGUAUGGAUAUUGA